Messenger RNA from Uranotaenia lowii, 3731 nucleotides. RefSeq names its product protein-glucosylgalactosylhydroxylysine glucosidase-like. The transcript has 9 exons. The coding region runs from base 319 to 3063 and encodes 914 amino acids. NCBI's taxonomy places the organism in Eukaryota, Metazoa, Arthropoda, Insecta, Diptera, Culicidae. The record is from RefSeq and is a predicted model, not a curated record. Gene Ontology annotation, biological process: carbohydrate metabolic process. Gene Ontology annotation, molecular function: catalytic activity.
GCCCGGAAAGUGAAGUGCUCAGCUGAUUUCCGCACAGAUCUGAACCUAAACCUAGACUUCUUACGAGAGAGCUCUUCUAACUAGCUGAUGGCGAAAUUCGUGUCGCGUGAUACCGAGAAAUAGUGAGCCAACCCAAACAACCGGGGAAGACGCCACUUCUCGAAUACUUAUAGUGACAGAAGCGCAGAAUCGGAUCAGUGAGCCAAUAAUAACGUCGAAAAACGAACAUUCGGAUUUGGAAGAAUAUUUAAGAUUUGUGAACGCACAUCCAUCCAUUAAAAAUCCAAUUUUAUUUUUGAUAAAAAAAAUUUCAUACAGAUGAACGUUGGAUCCAUUCUGUUGACAAUCUUCAUAGCGAUAAAUAGGGUCGCCAAAACUUCCCCAGCUCGCCCUCUGUUAGUUGAUAGUUGGCAACCGCCGUCAGACUUUUCUCGGUACGGAUUUGUCACCGGUUGGCCCAAGGAGGUCAGUUUCCGAGAACCUGUGGCAACCGUAACAUCGGCAACCGCUUUUACCGGGAAUCCAUCAUCAACAACAACUUGUACUUCAGAAGGCCGAAUGCCCGGCGAUGACGCGGAAACCUCCAGUCGUUUUGCUGACCACAUGUCGCGUUCCGAGAGUUUAGGUUCUCAAAGAGCUCCAUUCGCCGAUCCAUUUGACCCAGUAGAGAUGUCGACGCUGUUCCCUACUUUGGCCAACGGUCACCUUGGCUUCACGGUCUUUGGCGAUGCCGUGUACAUGGACGGGUUGUUCAACGGCCAUCGGGGACUGAGCCAUCGAGCCAGGAUCGCAAACGUGGCCAAUCUACGGCUUCAGCUGGAAGAGGAGGGCACCUCAGCUGCUGGGAACCUAACGUCAAGCAGGGAUGGAUUCCGGAUGGAUUUUCGUACCGGCACGUUUUGUGUCGAUUAUCGAGGACCUAAUAAUAGCUUUAGGGUUACCCAGCGCAUCUAUCCACAUCAAUCCUUCGAUCGUGCGAUCGUCAAUCAAUUCGAGAUCAUGCGGCUGGACGGUGAUGGUGAUCUCAACAUCGUCCUCAGCCAACCGUACACAUUUCCCGGUAGCGAAGACAUCGUGUUCACUCCGACCGAGACCGAAACCGUCUUCGCCGAUCAGAGCAACGACGACGAAGAUGUGGCCGACGACCAACAAGAUGGAACCGGUGCCCACGAACCGGAACGACGACGACGACCGUUGUUUUCGAAUCCGAAUCGCUGGGCCAUCAAGCAAUCUGGACCUGCUGGCAGAAAUAAAUAUUCAUCAGCCGAGCCGAGCCAUCAUCAUCAGCAGCAGCAACAGCAGCAACGACCUGCUUGGGUUCUGCAUCGAUCGUGUGGCCACACUCUGGAACCGGAGAUCCCGGAGGAGUCUCGGCCCGGACCCCAACAGCUACGACAAGUCUGUGUCUUAUGGAAUCACGUUCCAGAAGAGCUCACACUGGAACGGAGCGAACAGUCGGUUUCUUACCGAUUUAUAAUGACGGUUGAUGAAAGUGCCAAAGUUGCCCGUGAUGAACUGCUUCAGGCACUUCGAAUGGAUGAUGAGGAAUUUCUUCGGCUCCACACCUACGUUUGGGAAUCUUUUUGGAGCAAAUUUGAUAUUCAAAUCGAUGACAAUCCGGAGCUCCAAAGCACCGUUCGAGCCAGUAUUUUUUAUCUGAUGAGUAAUUUCAAUCUAACUGGAAACGAAGCAGCUCUAGGACCCGCUUCGACUACCGGAUUUGGUGGAAGCCUCAGUCCAACCGGCCUCGGUCGGGGUGGAUCCAAUCGGGACGAUUAUGAAGGUCACUCAUUUUGGGACACCGAAAUCUGGAUGUUUCCGGUCGUUAAUUUGAUUGAUAGUAGAUUUUCGGAAGCUCUGAUUGACUAUAGAUUUCAACGACUAGAUUCUGCCAAAAAACAUGCCGAAAGUGGUGGUUUUAGAGGAGCUAGAUUUCCCUGGGAAAGUGCCGUUUCCGGAAUGGAGGUCACUCAGCCGGAGUAUCCGGAAGUGGCAAACUUCCAACAGCACAUUACAGCCGACAUCAGUUAUGCUUUACGACAGUAUUUUGCAGCGACUCAUGACCUUUCCUGGCUGAACACCAAGGGUUGUUUCCUGGCUGCCGAAAUAGCCAAAUUCUGGGCCAGCCGUUUAUCACACGAUCCCGUUACGGAUCUCUACGACAUAAAAGCGGUCAUGGGACCGGAUGAAGAUCAUGAAACUGUAACCAACAACGCGUACACAAACGUGGCUGCGGCCUAUGCGCUUUAUUUUGGCGACUUAACGAAAUGCAUGUGCGGCAAAAAAAGCAAGAAUUCCACCGCCCCACAACUGGACGAGAUGACCCCGCAGAGCUGGUCUUCGCUGGCCGGCCGUCUCAAGUUGCUUUACGAUUCGACCCACGACUACCAUCCGCAGUUCCAGGGCUACGAGUUGGGAACCGUUAUCAAACAGGCGGACACCGUACUGCUGGGCUACCCACUGAACUAUCAGCAUCUGAGGAUGACCCCUCGAACCCGGAGUAAUGAUCUGCGUUUUUACGAGCGUGUCACCCGAGCAACAGGGCCGGCAAUGACCUGGGCGAUGCAUGCCAUAAACCACCUGGAUCUGGGCGAGAUCGAGGAUGCCGAGAGGAAUUUCGAGCGUAGCUACCGAUCAUACGUGCGGGCUCCAUUCCACGUGUGGUGCGAGGUCCCACCGGAUCAAACUGGGGCCGUGAACUUUAUCACCGGUGCGGGUGGCUUCCUUCAAGCGAUCAUCAACGGUUUCGCUGGAGUUCGGUUGUACUUGGAUCGGCUGGAGAUAAAUCGACCCAGGCUGCUGCCCGGGACCCAAGGAUUGACAAUAAAAGGGUUGGAAUAUCUCGGAGCCAGAUUGACUAUGUGCAUCUCCAAGGCGAUGGUGACGCUUGAAGCAACUCAACUAACUCGAGAUUUGAUGCUACAUUCCGGCGACAAAGAGGAACCAAUUUCACUGAAUACGAUAUACGAUAUAACCAACACGAACAUUACUAUUCGAAACAAACUCAACGUAUUUGGCGAAUGUUCUCUCCCACAAGAUACCUUGUCAAUCAUCAAUGUUUAAUCAGAAGUCAGCGAGAAGCUCAGUCAUUGAGAAAAACUGACAACCCAAUUUUUAUAUACGAGGAUCAAUUGAAGUAGCAAUUGAUCCACCAACAAUGAGCAUUUUUUCUCAACUUUUUCUUCUAAUUUCUUUACUAUGAAUAACCAAUAAAAAUAUUUUUCGCGAGUGAAGAAAAAACAUGUACAGUGCCAUCAAGUGACCGUUUAACCAAUGAUCAAAUCCUCGUUUAUAUUUCAUAAGGUUUUCCAUUAUUUAUAUUUUAUUUUAUUCCAUAUGAGUCCCAUGUGCGUGCAUUUCCAUAAUUUUUGAGCUAUCGAUGGGAAGCUUCCUUAUGGUCCAAAUUACCCAUUAAACAAUUGGUUGAUCAAAGUUUGAUCCUAAAGUUUAGAAAAAAAAUUUACAUAUGACCCUUGAGGUGCUUCCGGUGAAAAAUACUCGCAUUUGAGUCUCAUUAGCAACGUUGAAUGAAAAUUAUUCUCUUUGGCUUAACGAUCUACAGGCCUCCCAUGAACUCAUAACAAUACCUAAGUCCAAAAAGAGCAUGAGAAAUAUACAUCUUAUACAUCAUAUUUGUUGAUGGACCUUGGAUCUACUCUCAUUAGCAAGUUGGUCGGCCAUCUCGUUUCCAAUAAUGCCGGCAUGUCCUGGUAUCCAUAUCAAGCUAAUCU